This is a messenger RNA of Parnassius mnemosyne (clouded apollo), 765 nucleotides long. The record is from the annotation of a GenBank genome assembly. Lineage: Eukaryota; Metazoa; Arthropoda; Insecta; Lepidoptera; Papilionidae.
AUGGAAGAAAAGUUAAAUGAAAUGGAACAAGCUGGUAUCAUCACAAGGACAUCAACGCCUUACAGUAGUCCAUUGACAUUCACUCUUAAAAAAGACGGCUCAAUUAGAGUUCUGCUUGAUGCCAGAAGCAUAAAUAAGAAAAUGGUUGCAGAAACAGAGAAACCACCUAUACAAUUAGAUAUUUUGAAUUCAUUUCACGGAGCGAAUUAUAUCACUACCAUUGACUUAAAUAAUGCAUAUUUUCAAAUUCCGAUAAAUAAAGAUGGUAGAAAAUAUACUGGAUUCACAUUCAAUGGAAAGUCAUAUGUAUAUAAUGUUUUGCCGCAAGGAUUAAAAACAUCAGUAGGAAGCUUUAGCAGAGCCAUGAAUUUAAUAUUAGGACCAGAAGUCCAAGAAUUUUGUGUGAACUAUUUAGAUGAUCUAACCAUUAUUACAACAGGAACGUUAGAUAAACAUUUGGAGCACAUUGAUAUUGUUUUAAGUAAAUUGAACAAAGCUGGCUUAACGUGUAACUUGCAGAAAUGUGAAUUUAUUUGUAAAGAAAUUAAAAUGCUGGGUUUUAUAAUUUCAACAGAAGGCAUAAAGACAGAUCCCGAUAAGAUUCGAGCGAUUCAAGAGUUUCCAGCACCUAAAAAGAUUAAACAAUUAAGGGCCUUUUUAGGUCUAUGCAAUUUUUAUAGAAGGUUUAUACCAAAUUACAGCGAGAGCAUAAUACCGCUCUGUGAAUUACUUAAAAAAGGGACGAAAGUUCCAAUGGAGCGGUAA